AAACCGCAGUUAUGUUUCUCUUGUUGAUCGUCGUCAUCGUCUUGCCUGCUGAUGCCUCUGAUGAUAGGCAGUAUACUGCUCUUCACUUUGGUGCCUCCAUUAAUGACUACAUUGCAUUUAAGUAUAAUAUGGCUCCGUUCCAAGACUCUUUCUCCAUCUGUACGUGGAUAAAACGUGUAGACACCUCUGCCAGCUCCCCGCUAGUGUUUGACUACGAACCGAGUCAUGAGAUCUUGUUAAGUUCUAACGGGCGCUACAACCACUUUUUAGCAGAUGGAGAUUUGAACAGAAAGGAGAGUGUGUUCACAACACCUGUCGGGAGCUGGUUUAACUACUGUAUUACUUGGUCACUUGCCUCGAGGAGCAUCAACCUGUAUCUGGAUGGUAAUCUGGUAGGCACAGGUACAACCGACUCUGGAAGAGCACUGAAAAUGGGAGGAACUCUGUACUUCAAUAUACUCUAUACCACUUCAAGUUCUAGUUUCAUAUUCGGAGGCCAGCUCUAUCAGUUUAACAUUUUCUCUAAAGCACUCAGCUCGGCGGAUGUAAAGAAAAUAGCAGAUGGUGGAAUGUGUUUGGACCUUACAGAAUUCUCUGGAACUGGUGAUCUGCGAUGGGAAUACAUACUGUCCCAGUCCAGGAGCGGUUCUGUGAGAGAGGUAGAGAUUGAUAUUGAUGAUAAUGAUACGGUGGAGUGUUUAAAAACCCUAUUGAGGAGGUCACAAGAAAGGCUGACAAAUGUUACUGGCCGGCUGAACGAAACAGAGAGUCAACUUAGUGGGACGGAGGUGAAACUGAAUACCACUCUAAAAGAGCUAGGAUAUGUGAGAGGUGAACUCGAAAGAACGGAGAGCGAGCUGCAGACAGAGUCAGCUCAGCACAACAAGACAGGGGAGCAGCUGGGUACCUGCUCAACUUCCCUAACAAGCACACUGACCCAUCUGGAUACCUGCUCAACUUCCCUAACAAGUACACUGACCCAGCUGGAGGGCGCCAGAACAUUCCACAACAUCACCAGGUGGGAUGUCCUAUACACCACCCCCUACUUUAACAAGGUGCUCACAGAGGAACUGUUCCAGCAACUGUCUUCCAGUUGGGGAAUGUUGGGGAAGUUCGUCGGUGUGAAUAUAACUGAAGGUGUUGUCAACCACUUCAGCCAGUUCCACAAAGAACCUGUGUGCAACGUCUUCAAACAAAUGUCCAUUCCAAUGCUCAGUAAGUUAUACUAA
Molecule: messenger RNA, 1229 nt
Organism: Bolinopsis microptera
Lineage: Eukaryota; Metazoa; Ctenophora; Tentaculata; Lobata; Bolinopsidae
Exons: 3
Coding region: 12-1229 (405 amino acids)
Source: RefSeq, a predicted model, not a curated record